AUGUCCAACAGCAGCUCCAUCACCCAGUUCCUCCUCCUGCCGUUCACAGACACACGGGAGCUGCAGCUCUUGCACUUCUGGCUCUUCCUGGGCAUCUACCUGGCUGCCCUCCUGGGCAACGGCCUCAUCAUCACCACCAUAGCCUGGGACCAGCACCUCCACACCCCCAUGUACUUCUUCCUGCUCAACCUCGCCCUCCUCGACCUGGGCUCCAUCUCCACCAUUGUCCCCAAAUCCAUGUCAAAUUCCCUCUGGGACACCAGGGCCAUUUCCUAUUCAGGUUGUGCUGCGCAGGUCUUUCUGUUUUUGUUUUUCAUUUCAGCAGAGUUUUAUCUCCUCACCAUCAUGUCGUACGACCGCUACGUUGCCAUCUGCAAACCCCUGCACUACGGGACCCUCCUGGGCAGCAGAGCUUGUGUCCACAUGGCAGCAGCUGCCUGGGCCACUGGGUUUCUCAAUGCUCUGCUCUACACGGCCAAUACAUUUUCACUGCCCCUGUGCAAGGGCAAUGCCCUGGGCCAGUUCUUCUGUGAAAUCCCCCAGAUCCUCAAGCUCUCCUGCUCACACUCCCACCUCAGGGAACAUGGGCUUAUUGUGGUUAGUGCCUGUUUAGCAUUUGGAUGUUUUGUGUUCAUCGUGGUGUCCUAUGUGCAGAUCUUCAGGGCCGUGCUGAGGAUCCCCUCUGAGCAGGGACGGCACAAAGCCUUUUCCACCUGCCUCCCUCACCUGGCCGUGGUCUCCCUGUUUCUCAGCACUGCCUUGUUUCCCUACCUGAAGCCCCCCUCCAUGUCCUCCCCAUCCCUGGACCUGGUGGUGUCAGUUCUGUACUUGGUGGUGUCUCCAGCAGUGAACCCUCUCAUCUACAGCAUGAGGAACCAGGAGAUGAAAGUGUCCCUGAAGAAGCUGAUUCAGUCAUUUUUCUGUCGGCAACAAUAAGUUACCCAUGUCUCUUUAGAAGUGAUUUCCAGUUCAUCUCAGGAACCUCCUGUGCA
This is a messenger RNA of Columba livia (rock pigeon), 992 nucleotides long. RefSeq names its product olfactory receptor 14A16-like. The coding region runs from base 1 to 936 and encodes 311 amino acids. The transcript has 2 exons. NCBI's taxonomy places the organism in Eukaryota, Metazoa, Chordata, Aves, Columbiformes, Columbidae. Gene Ontology annotation, molecular function: G protein-coupled receptor activity; olfactory receptor activity; odorant binding. Gene Ontology annotation, biological process: G protein-coupled receptor signaling pathway. Gene Ontology annotation, cellular component: membrane. The record is from RefSeq and is a predicted model, not a curated record.